AUGGACUCUUUAAACAAUCAAACACUAAAUGUUUUAAAUGAUAACUAUCCAAAUCAUGUUUUAUAUACACAAUAUAAAAAUGCAGGCUCAAAUUCAACAUUUAUUGGACUUUCAUUAUUGUUGAAUGCUAUUGGGGUGCCUGGAAUUGCUUCAAAUUUACUUUUAAUUUUUGUAACAAUUCGAGACAAAAAUUUGAGAGGGCCAACAAAUUAUUUAUUGGCUUUAACUGCUCUUUUUGAAAUUCUCCACCAAUCAGGACAUUUUCUUUUCUUAGCGAUCUCAAUUAGUGGAAUUAAUUUAAUUGACUAUUCCACAGCUAUUAAAUUCCAAUUACAUUCAGUUUUUGGUUUGGCAGCAGCUCAGACUAUAAUGUGUUCAACAGCUGCUGACAGACUUUUAUCUGUUCUGUUCCCAAUUAAAUAUAAUCAACUAAAUAUUCGCCCUUAUUUAUUUGUCCACACAUUGUUAGCUUUCUCUAGUGGAAUUUGGAUGUCAAUAAAUGCUAUUAAUUUAUCCAACAAAUACCCAACACUUCCCGUUACUGGACGUGUCGGGGAUUUGUUAGUUUUAGAUAUGGAGAUAAUGCUUCAGUUUAUUAUGCUUCUUUGUGCAAUUAAUGUAAUAUUUUAUGUUCUCGUUUGGGUAGUUGUUCGUUGCUUUUAUCCAUCAAAUACCGAUAUCGGUGUUGAGUCAGACAGUCAAUCACGUCUUCUUAAAUCUCUCGUUCUUAUAAUUACAAUAGUUAUUGGGGGUUUUGUAAUUAAUAGUGUUUGUCGUUUAAUUGUUAAUCGGUUCUUUAAUUUAAAUGAUAUACAGAAUUGGUAUGUAAGUGUAUUAGGUGGACUUUUCUUAAAUAUUGGUGCAUCUGCCGAAACUCCAACACUUUAUAUUUUUAGUAGUGUUUAUCACAAAUCUAUCAACAAACAAAUAAAAUAUUUAUUUUGCAAAAAAUCUCAAAAUAAUGUUAUUUCUGUCGUCCCUUAUAUUCACAAUAAUAAUAGUAGCAAAGAGGGAAUGAUUGGAAAUAAAUUAUCAAACAAAAAUAUUUUAAAUAAACAAAUUAUUAUUAAAAAUUGUGUAAAUAAUUCUUUAACAAAAAAUAUAAAAUAUUAA
Molecule: messenger RNA, 1113 nt
Organism: Meloidogyne enterolobii
Lineage: Eukaryota; Metazoa; Nematoda; Chromadorea; Rhabditida; Meloidogynidae
Source: the annotation of a GenBank genome assembly